AUGGGCAUAGCCUCCAAGACCAUCAGGAGAUCCUUACAUGCCUUCUUCCGGAGCUACCAGGCCUUCGCCUCGGCCGCUGCUCUCCUGGUCUUCCCCGCCUCGGCCGCCACUCUCCUGGCGCAGUCACUCGACCUCUCUUACCCCGUCCUCCGAACGAUCUCCUCGCGCCUCGCGUUCCUGUUCGACGCCGCCGGGUUCCCUCCGUCCCGCUUCUUCUCCCUCGUCAACAUCAAGCUCUCGCAGUCCAUCUUCACCUUCGUCUCUACUCUUCCUUUCACGCUCACGUUCUUGGUCGCAGCUAAAGCAUCCGUUUACCGGAUCAUCUGCGGAGCUCCUCGCCGCAAUGCAGCUUGCGUUCUCCACCUCUACCCACGCAUCGCGCGGACUUCCGUCUUCAAUUCGCUGUUCGUUCUCUCGGCAAAUGCUGCUGUGUUGUCCCUUCUGUUCCUGGCCUUCAACGUGGUGGACAUGCUUCACCUGUCUUCGAGCAACACCACCCUCGCCCUCUCCGCCUCCGGCGUCAUCCUCUACGCCUUCGUGCUCGCCAAUGGUCACAUGCAACCUCUCCAUCGUCAUCUCCGUCACAGACGGCAGCGGCGGGCAUCUCUCGAUUCUUAA
This is a messenger RNA of Musa acuminata subsp. malaccensis (wild Malaysian banana), 618 nucleotides long. NCBI's taxonomy places the organism in Eukaryota, Viridiplantae, Streptophyta, Magnoliopsida, Zingiberales, Musaceae. The record is from RefSeq and is a predicted model, not a curated record.